Molecule: messenger RNA, 273 nt
Organism: Darwinula stevensoni
Lineage: Eukaryota; Metazoa; Arthropoda; Ostracoda; Podocopida; Darwinulidae
Source: the annotation of a GenBank genome assembly
AUGGCCCAAUGCCUGUGGAAUGUUUUCGGGAGCAGUCCGGCUAGCACGAUCGAGAUUCUCUUGACUCCAGAGGAUUUCGGGAAUUUCUCAAAUAGGUCUUUGACUUUGAGGAUCGGCUUCGGCUACAAGGAUGACAUCCCAGCGGGAAAUGAGGAAACACUCUUGGCUACAUUUGACUCCCCUGUCUCAGAGAACACAACGGUGAUCGUGGAGGGCGGAGAAGCUUGGAACCACUUCCUUCAUCUCGUGUCGAACGGAUCUCGCCAUGAAUAA